Molecule: messenger RNA, 1481 nt
Organism: Archocentrus centrarchus (flier cichlid)
Lineage: Eukaryota; Metazoa; Chordata; Actinopteri; Cichliformes; Cichlidae
Exons: 7
Coding region: 512-1234 (240 amino acids)
Source: RefSeq, a predicted model, not a curated record
CUGUCCCGGGUUUCUGCGUUUAGGCCGGGCUAACACCUCCGAGCUGGCGCCUUGCAGAGAACAGAUGAACUCCACGUCAGGAGGCGUAGGUUUCACUUGGCGCUAAAUCUCCACCCUCUGCGCGUCUUUACUCCCGCGCCUCAGCUCCUCUCAGCUCAGCUGCUCACCUGUGGAGGCCACGCGGCAGAUAUAUCCGUGGAAAUAUGCUGAGAUGGUCCUGGGAGUGAAGAAAAGGUGAGCUUUUAGUUUUGCCGGUAAAAAUGGGGGCGUGGCUGGCGCGCUGACAGCUGAAGGGGCGGAGCUUCACAGGCAGGAAGUGCUCGGGCACCGCGUGGCCUGUGUGCCAGAUGUAAACAAAGGCAGAAGUGCUGCGGAGAGACGCCAAAAAAACGCAAACCGUGCAGAGUAACCUGCAGAAGAAACAAGUUGACCUUUGGUCAGUCACAUGACCUAACUCCUGAGAAAGACACAGCACACGUUUCGUUCUGUGGUGUGUGGCAGAAACGGGAGGAUGAAGUUUCUGGAGCUGUUUGGACGUCUAAAAUCUGUCGUUAUAGGAAUGAUUCACGUUAAAGCGUUACCAGGUAGCCCCCUAGGCUGUUUGAAAAUGUCUGAAAUCAGUGAGGCGGCGUGCCGGGAGGCAGCGAUCUACAGAGAUGCGGGGGUUGAUGGAGUGAUCGUUGAAAACAUGCACGACGUGCCUUACUCUCUGAGCGUGGGCCCUGAGGUGUGCGCCUGCAUGACCGCAGUCUGCACCGCCGUGAGGAGCGUCUGUCCCUCCCUGCCGGUCGGAGUGCAGAUACUGACUGCAGCCAACCAGCAGGCUCUGGCUGUGGCUCUGGCCUCAGGUCUGGAUUUCAUCAGGGCCGAAGGUUUCGUCUUUUCUCACGUGGCGGACGAAGGCCUCCUGAACGCCUGCGCCGGGGACUUGCUGAGGUACCGCAAACAGAUUGGAGCUGAGCAUGUGCAGAUCUUCACCGACAUCAAGAAGAAGCACAGCUCUCACGCCCUGACGUCAGACGUGAGCGUUGCAGAGACGGCGCGUGCCGCUGAGUUCUUCCUCUCAGACGGCGUCAUCAUCACAGGAGCAGCUACAGGACUGCAGGCCGACCCAGAGGAGCUGCGAGGUCAGGAGACCCCCGUUAGAGCCUGGCUGCAGAACGUCUCAGUGCUGAACUCAGCAGGCAAAGUUCACGACACCAAACGAGUGGGUCCCCCUUUCUCACAUCUCUGAUCGCACACCCUCAGCUCCCCAACCCCCCUUACUCCCUCCCACCGAAGACACGAGCAGAGACGGCGACAGGCACCAAAGUAAGACGUCCUUCCUCUGUGGCCUCAUUCUAAAGUGAUCUCAGUUAAAUAUGAUGAUUGAUACGCAUAAUAAACUGCUGCUGUAUUUUACAGUCUCUGGAUCAGGUGACCUUGAACCGCUCCUUAUCCCGUUUCUCAUCUCUUGUUAAAGAAAAAUGGAAAAAGGUUUU